Messenger RNA from Drosophila albomicans, 1788 nucleotides. RefSeq lists its product as uncharacterized. The record is from RefSeq and is a predicted model, not a curated record. Bases 100 to 1758 code for a protein of 552 amino acids. Lineage: Eukaryota; Metazoa; Arthropoda; Insecta; Diptera; Drosophilidae. The transcript is spliced from 2 exons.
ACGCUGAUCGGUGAACGUCGCACACUCUCGUUGCCACACACUCUCUCCCACCUCCCAACACCUUCUCCUCCUCCCCUACCACUCACCCAACAGAGCAGUAUGUUGGGCAAACACACGCGACUCUUUAAGAUACUUUUCGUGAUAAUUUUCAUCAAGGUGUUCAUAUUGUUAGUGCUCCUUUGUGUCAACAGCUCCGAUAUACACCGCGUUAGUCGCGGUCGUACCUCAAAAUUUAUCAAUGAUUUACUCAUUGACAGACGUCAAGAACCCAACUUGGAGGAGCGACUGAAGCUCAUACGCGAAGAGAUGCCAUCGUUUCCACUCGAGGAGUUGCUGCGACGUCCUCGGAGCGUAAUGCCAAAUCAAUGCGGUGAGGCGCCCGAUUUCAUGAACAUCGUAUAUCACAAUGAAUACUGGCAAGAGCUGCAGAUUCAGAAUACGUCAUUCUAUUUCUUUGGCGCCUACUACGAUGAUCGUAAGACUGUCCCGAAGACGCCAUUGGUCCGUCUGCUGACGAUGAUCAAUCUGUAUGGCUCCGAGGGUGAGGUCGAUUAUCCGAUCGUCUAUUGCCAGCUGUGGUACAAGAAUCAAGUGGAGCCACUGAUCGUCGAGGCCAUCGAUCACAAGAUCGUUUGGAUCUGGGGCGGUGCAUCGCGUCGCUUCUUCCCGACGCUCAUCAGCUGUCCGCUGCCAAAGCCGAAGGGCGGCAAAGCCGAGGUGCCCGAAAUGGUGUCGCUGGUGGCCGAUCGUUGCGAUCGUGCCAAGAAUCUGUUGCGCGUGGUGCACGAAUUGCCGGAGCCAUCGGAAGUGCAACAGAGCAAAUCGGCUCGUCGAUUUAUGGUCUGUGUCAAGGCAAUGGAUUUCCCAUACACGGAUAUGUCGUGGCGCGUCAUCGAGUGGCUGGAAGUGCUGCGUAUGCUGGGCGUCGAUAAGGUUGUGUUCUAUGACGCACAAAUGCAUCCGAAUAUGACGCGUGUGAUCAACGAUUAUAAGACGAAUGAACCGCACUUUGUCGAGCUGCGUCCGAUGUCCUUGGGCCGCGGUGAACCGCAUUCGCCUCGACACUUUCAUCACUAUGCCAUGAGCGCGGACGGUUUCAAUCGCAUACUGAACGAGAUGAUACCCUACAACGAUUGCUUUUACCGCAACAUGUACAAGUACGAUUACGUGGGUAUCUUUGACAUCGAUGAGGUGAUCAUGCCGCUGCACAAUGUCACCAAUUGGAAUGAUUUGAUUGAGCUCGGCUACCGUGUGCCCGACUACGAACGUGACUCAAAGGGUUGCUCGGAUUGGGCCAGUUUCUGCUUUCGCAAUGCCUACUUCCCACGUUAUCCCGAUCGACCGAAGGUCUUCAAGCAGCUACCCAGCUAUUACUAUAUGCUGCAGCACGUGGAACGCACGGCUGAGCAUUGUGAUCGCUACUCGGCGGCCAAGUGUUUGCAUUCCACCAAAUAUGCCGUGGGACUGCACAAUCAUUUUCCGCUGUACCGUGCCAAGACGGGGGAAUGUGAACCGAAAUCGAUUCCAAUUGAGUACGCGCAGUUGCAGCAUUAUCGCGAGCCCGAUAAUAAGACGCGUCUGAUUAAUCCGGUGACCGAUGACAAUAUCUGGCGUUUUCAGCCGCAGUUGCAGCAACGCGUCUAUGCCAAAUACGAGAAACUCGGCUUUCUGCCCAACAUCACUCAAAUGCAGGAGGCCGAGGAGCAACGCAUUCUCGACGAUGAGCAAAAACUGCGUGAAGCAAUAUCCCUAACCUAAGCUAGUAGAAAGUUAUCUCUCAGCUCUCUC